This is a messenger RNA of Annulohypoxylon maeteangense, 1831 nucleotides long. RefSeq names its product SURF4-domain-containing protein. Gene Ontology annotation, cellular component: membrane; endoplasmic reticulum; endoplasmic reticulum-Golgi intermediate compartment. The record is from RefSeq and is a predicted model, not a curated record. The transcript has 4 exons. Gene Ontology annotation, biological process: Golgi organization. Bases 403 to 1308 code for a protein of 301 amino acids. NCBI's taxonomy places the organism in Eukaryota, Fungi, Ascomycota, Sordariomycetes, Xylariales, Hypoxylaceae.
AUUCAAUUGAGGACACGGUUGUCUAGCACACAUUAAAAGCGAAGAAACCGAUCCGGGACAUCGAAUUAUAAUCACAUCAUACGAAAGGCGAAGUGAAUCGCUAGCUUUCCAGCUUUCCCUCUCUUUUUUUAUUACUCGACCUCGACUCAUUUCUUCAAACACCUACUAACUAUCGCCACCAAACUCAAGUCGACACCUAUCUCCGACUUGUCUCUCUCCCUCUCUCUAUUUCUCUCUACUCGCUGAUACCCCUUCCCUGUUCUUACGUCUGACCACCAAACAUUACCUCGGUCUCCUAAAUCUGUAUUUACGUGUACAUUCUUCGCGCAACCAACGUCCACAUUCUCGCCGUUUCGCGCAUAAACAGCUGGCCUGGGCGACAUAGAACCGCGAUCAACCAAAAUGGCCCAGAUCAGAGGUACAGCCGGCUACCACCUCGGUGGUCCGAACCCCUUUGGCGGUCCCAAAAGCGACGUCGCCGACCCGAGUCCUCUGGACGCAAUUAGGGAACAAACUAGUAAGAUCGAGGAUAUUUUGGAUACCAUCAGCGAACCCAUUAAGCCAUAUCUACCAGCAAUUGGGCGAUUCCUAAUCGUCGUCACAUUCCUCGAGGAUGCUCUAAGAAUUAUAACACAAUGGAACGACCAACUCGUAUACUUGAAUUCGUAUAGGCAUAUCCCUAACGGCCUGACACAUUUAUUCCUCAUUGUGAACGUAUUAACAAUGUUCGCCUGCUCUACCAUGGUCAUCAUCCGAAAGCACUCCGACUACGCCGUUGGUGGUCUCGUGGGCGUCGUCAUUACCCAGGCGCUCGGAUACGGCUUAAUCUUCGACCUCAACUUCUUCCUCCGAAAUCUCUCCGUCGUUGGUGGACUGAUUAUGGUGUUGUCUGACUCUUGGGUUAGGAAGACCAAGGCGUUCGCGGGCCUUCCUCAGCUAGACGAGAAGGACCGGAAGAUGUACUUCCAAUUGGCUGGUCGUGUUUUGCUAAUCUUCCUCUUCAUCGGGUUUGUUUUCAGCGGAGAGUGGUCUAUCUGGAGAAUUGGUGUCUCCGUCAUUGGUUUGAUGGCUUGUGUCAUGGUCGUUGUUGGAUUUAAGGCUAAGUUCAGCGCCACUCUUUUGGUGGUCAUCCUAAGUGUCUUCAACGUUUUGGUGAACAACUUCUGGACUCUCCACGAACACCACCCCCACAAGGAUUUUGCCAAAUACGAUUUCUUCCAGAUCUUGUCCAUCGUUGGUGGUCUCCUUUUGCUCGUUAACAGCGGCCCGGGACAGUUCAGUAUCGACGAGAAGAAGAAGGUGUAUUAGGCGAGUAGAGUUUGCCCGAGGAGAAACUCUACCGAUAGCAUUCCGCAUCGCGAUCACACAUGAGCUUUGGCCGGGUUAUCUUCCGCCGUGUGCCGAUGCCGAUUGGGGCAACACAUUUUGUGGCGUAACGGGCGCAGAAAGCGAGGUUUUAUUAAAAAAGAAAAGUUGAUUUACAGCCGGAAAAGACACACUACGCUGGAUUUGGGUGCGGCACCAAAUAUAUUGCUUUCACCUAACUUACCAUCAUCAUGAAGAGGUCUUGGCUGCGAAAGGGGUGAAAAAGAAGUCUAUACUACUCAAGGAAAUGACACUACUAGGAUUAUUGAUAUGUGUGUGCGCGUGCUUUUGUAAUGUGUAGGUUUUGAUGUCGUUGAUUCCCUCGCAUGACUUUGCUUGAUUGAUUGAUGCUACUGCCUGUUUAUCUCAUGCGCGCUUGAAGAUAGGUACGGAGUAGUUGGGCUUGUAUUAUAUUGAAGAUAAACGCCGCGAGGUAUUGGAAUAUAAUGGGAUUGUUCGAUUUGGU